AUGAGUGGGGUCACGAACAAAGCGAAACAAGCCACAGAGAUCGGCUAUGAGCUUCCAUGGGUAGAAAAAUACCGCCCUCAAACUUUGAACGACAUCGUCGGAAAUGUGGAAACAAUAGAUCGCCUUAAAGUCAUUGCACAGGAUGGAAAUUGUCCACAUAUCAUAAUAUCGGGAAUGCCAGGUAUAGGGAAAACGACAAGUAUACAUUGUCUAGCUCAUGCCAUGCUUGGGGAUGCGUAUAAGGAGGGUGUCCUGGAAUUGAAUGCCUCUGACGAACGUGGUAUAGAUGUUGUUCGAGGAAAAAUUAAGGCUUUUGCCCAGAAAAAGGUUACGCUGCCACCAGGGAGGCACAAGAUUGUUAUAUUGGAUGAAGCAGAUAGCAUGACAACUGGGGCGCAACAAGCUAUGAGGCGAACGAUGGAGAUAUUUUCCUCAACUACGCGUUUCGCAUUAGCCUGCAAUCAAGCCAACAAAAUUAUUGAGCCUAUUCAGUCACGUUGUGCAGUACUUCGGUAUGCAAAACUCAGGGAUGAAGAGGUAUUGAAGCGGGUAUUGGAGGUGUGUGAGAUGGAAAAGGUAAAAUACAAUGAUGAGGGUCUUACGGCGUUGUUGUUUACUGCUGAGGGCGAUCUUCGUCAAGCGCUCAACAACCUUCAGAGUACACACGCCGGAUUUGGUUUUGUCUCUGCAGAUAAUGUUUUCCGAGUAUGUGACCAGCCUCAUCCAGUGAUUGUGCAGGAAAUAAUCCGCGCAUGCCAAAACGGAGAUAUAGAUAGUGCCAUGUCCAAGUUGAACGAACUGUGGCACAACGGAUAUAGCGCAGUGGAUAUCGUAACCACCUUAUUCCGCGUAACAAAAACAUUUGACGACCUACCAGAGUACAUGAAGCUCGAAUUCAUCAAAGAGAUAGGAUGGACACACAUGCGGGUACUAGAGGGAGUUGGUACGCUUGUUCAGUUGGGUGGUUUGAUGGGGCGGUUAUGUCGCAAGCAUAUGAAACCCGAGCUCUUCGAAAGCCUACUUGAACCCGAAACGCCGUUACCCAUCGGCGAUGGGACUCAGUACUCCUACCACGCCUAUUGCCACUGGAAACUCAGUGACAUGCCUACUCGCGCACGGCGUUUCUAA
This is a messenger RNA of Rhizoctonia solani, 1128 nucleotides long. RefSeq names its product replication factor C subunit 4. Bases 1 to 1128 code for a protein of 375 amino acids. The record is from RefSeq and is a predicted model, not a curated record. Lineage: Eukaryota; Fungi; Basidiomycota; Agaricomycetes; Cantharellales; Ceratobasidiaceae. Gene Ontology annotation, molecular function: ATP binding; ATP hydrolysis activity; DNA binding. Gene Ontology annotation, biological process: DNA repair; DNA-templated DNA replication. The transcript is spliced from 10 exons. Gene Ontology annotation, cellular component: DNA replication factor C complex; Rad17 RFC-like complex; Ctf18 RFC-like complex.